AGAUCAAUCCGCGUUACUGAGAGUGACAUUAGUUGAUAACAGAAGCAUUUUCCUCGGCUAACCUUAGUAUAAUCCUAUCUCUCAUUUCAACUUGCUCCAUCAAAAAACAUAAUACCAUCAAAUAAUUCAGAAACAUUCUAUUUGUGUAUAUGUUUUUUCAGCAGCGGAUGGUGUGUAAAAGAAUGCUCUUCGGUCGACGAAAUCUACAAAAAAUCUGAUUUCUAAUUUUAAAUUAAGGAUGGGCAAAAGAUACUACUGUGAGCUAUGUGAUAAGAGCUUUGCUGGAAACCUGACUAACAGAAAAAAUCAUGCAAAGGGAUUCCUGCAUCAAAAGCUUAGACAAGAACAUUAUAAUACAUUCAAAGAUCCAUCAGUGAUUCUCACCGAGCAACUAAGCAAGAAGCCUUGUAGGAAAAUACAAGUAGGGGAAGAAUGUGAGUUUGGAGAUCACUGCAGGUUUUCGCACCUUACACCAGACAGGAAACAACAGCUAGAAAAUCUGAUUGUUGCUCAGAACAAGAAAAGGUUAGAAGAUAAUGCUCCACUACCAGAUGCUAACAUUGAUGAAUGGCUUGAAAAACGAAACAAUAGAUUGAAAAAGGGGGAUGAUAGUGAUAAAACAACAGCAGAUGAAGAGAAAACAACACUACCAGAAGCAUUGGCAAAUAUACCAAACCUUCCUCCAUCCCUCAUACCCCCAUCUAAGCAAAUAUUACGCCGAACUAAAGGAUCAGAUUGGGGUUGAGAAUACAGGUGGAGCAAUAGACCCAAAAAUUGUGAUACAUUAUUGUUUCCCAAGUCAAAGGGACUACAUUACUCUGGAAUGCCAAUCCUUACAGAGGUUAAGGCUGUAGAGGAAAUAACAUUUUCACAUCUCACAAUUUCUUGAAUAUCAGUCAUUUUGCAAAUGUUAUGAUGGACGUCAAGUGGUUUAGUGUUAAUCUCAAAUUUUGCUAAUAAAAAAACAUUCUCGUUGUAUGUGAUGAAAAGACCAGUGGAUUGAUCAGUACUUAUCUUAAGACAACAAGGUUCAAACAGGGACUCUGUAGCAGUACACACACUUGGUCUUUCUUCCAUUUGUCCAUGGUUCAGACUACAUGGACUUGUUCAUGC
Messenger RNA from Owenia fusiformis, 1113 nucleotides. The record is from the annotation of a GenBank genome assembly. NCBI's taxonomy places the organism in Eukaryota, Metazoa, Annelida, Polychaeta, Sabellida, Oweniidae.